Molecule: messenger RNA, 1510 nt
Organism: Momordica charantia (bitter melon)
Lineage: Eukaryota; Viridiplantae; Streptophyta; Magnoliopsida; Cucurbitales; Cucurbitaceae
Product: ELMO/CED-12 family protein
Source: RefSeq, a predicted model, not a curated record
AACAAAAAAGUUAAAAGAUMAAAUUAAUAAUAAAGAAAAUUUCGAGCAGUUUCCUUCGAGGACACGUUCAAGCGGAGCCGGAUGCGAUUAUACUUCCAGUUUAUUUAAUUCAAAUUCAAUUCACUUCGACUUCGAUGUUAAGCAACGGAAUUUGGAAUAAAUAGGUGCAGUUUCUCAAGAUUUCUUCAAGAAUUAUUCGAUUUUAUGCUUGUUUGGGGUAUUUCUGGUUGAUUGAUUGGUUGGUUUACCCGUUCAAUCGAAAUUUUCAGCAGGGUGAUAUUAGAAGCUAUUUAAUGACUUCAAGAACUUUGAGGAGGAGGCUCCAUCAUGGAGAUGUUGAUGGGAAAAGGAAUGAAAAAUAUGAUGCUUCUGGCUUCGAAGGUUUAAGCGAGCCUCUGCUAGGAAGCCAUGAAUAUAAUGAUAGAAGCUUGGAGGCACGCACACUUGAAGAGAUUUGGGACGAUGAGCGGAAGAAGCAACAGCUACACUGGACGCUUCUGUUCUCUCAGUUGAUUGCACAAUGGGCUCAGUGGAUAGCAAACAUUGUCUUUGGUUCUGGAGCACUUUUUGGUCGACUUUUGCCAUUUUCUUUGACCACAUACAAUGGACAAAGCCAUAGGGUGGCUCCACCUCUUAGUCUUUUACAGGAAGAAAGACUCAAGAGUUUAAAGCAAAGGCUGGAAGUUCCCUUUGAUGGUUCUCGUGUUGAGCACCAAGACGCUCUUAAAAAGUUAUGGAAGUUGGCUUAUCCAGACAGGGAGCUUCCACCUCUUAAGUCUGAGCUCUGGAAGGAGAUGGGUUGGCAGGGUACAGAUCCUUCAACAGAUUUUAGAGGUGGCGGAUUUGUUUCAUUGGAAAACCUUAUCUUCUUUGCCCAAACAUAUCCGGAGUCAUUCCAUAGAUUGUUGUAUAAAAAAGAUGGUAAGAGAGCUGAGUGGGAAUAUCCAUUUGCGGUUGCUGGUAUCAACAUUUCAUUUAUGUUGGUGCAAAUGUUAGAUCUCCAAUCAGGGAAGCCAAGUUCAUUGGCAGGGAUCCGUUUCUUAGAAUUUCUAGACGAUGAUGAGAUGGCGUUCGAUAACCUAUUCUGCAUAGCCUUUUGGUUGAUGGAUGCCCAAUGGCUCGCCAAGCACGCCUCCUAUAUGGAUUUCAAUGAUGUUUUGAAGUCUACCAGAAGUCAGUUAGAACGUGAGCUUGCAAUUGAAGAUGUCUCCAGUGUGAGAGAACUGCCAGCAUACAACCUCUUAAGAAGAUAAUCUUCUUCUUCUUCUUAUUCUCCCAUUGUUAACUUCUAUCAGCUAUAGUUCUUCUGCCUAUCUGUCUUCUUCAUCCUCCAAUUUGUAUGUUUCUAUUUUCUCUUUUUUUAACAGUUAUAUUGUCACAAAAUUCAAAAAGAAAAGGGGAAAGAUCACACCAAAGGCAUGAAAAUAGAGUAAAAUUGUAAUGAAUUUCUUAUGUGGUACCAAGUCUCUAAGCUUUGUAUCUUUAAUGGAAAGAAGCUAUUAAGCUAUAA